AUCAUGCCGGCAGAGGGGGGAAGAUGGAGGGCUGCAGGGUAGGCAGGGGAUGCGGCCAAGUUCAACUUUGCCGUGGGAUCGCAGCCGUAGUUCAGCCGCAGGCCCACAGGGGAGGCAAUGCGGACAAGGCAACUGGAAAAGCAGCGUCCCGAUAACUCCUCACCCAUAGAGACGGUUUUAAAAAAAUAAAUCGCUGCUUAAUUCAUUAUUACUAUUUUAACGCUCAGAUCGUCAUAAUUAGUGUUAUUGCAGUUUAUUAUACUGCAGACAGGCCGUCUCCGGAGCUCCAGAGAGCCCGCACCUUGAACGGCUUCAGUCCCACGGAGUAGGACAGCGAUAAGAUGGCCGGGACGACAUCGAUUGAGGCGGUAAAGAGAAAGAUCCAGUCGUUGCAGCAGCAGGCGGACGAUGCGGAGGACCGGGCCGAAACGCUGCAGAGGGAGGUCGAUGCGGAGAGACACGCCAGGGAGAGGGCAGAGGCUGAGGUGGCGUCCCUGAACCGGCGCAUCCAGCUGGUGGAGGAGGAGCUGGACCGCGCCCAGGAGAGGCUGGCCACCGCGCUGCAGAAGCUGGAGGAGGCCGAGAAGGCCGCGGACGAGAGCGAGCGAGGCAUGAAGGUCAUAGAAAACAGGGCAACCAAGGAUGAGGAGAAGAUGGAACUCCAGGAGAUGCAGCUGAAGGAGGCCAAGCACAUCGCUGAGGAAGCCGACCGCAAGUAUGAGGAGGUCGCCCGCAAGCUGGUCAUCCUGGAGGGAGAUCUCGAGCGCUCAGAGGAACGUGCAGAGGUGGCAGAGGCCCGAAUCCGGCAGCUGGAGGAGGAGCUUAGAGUAAUGGACCAGAAUUUGAAAUCCCUCAUGUCCACCGAGGAAGAGUAUUCACAAAAGGAGGAUAAAUAUGAGGAGGAAAUCCGAGUCCUCACAGAGAAGCUCAAAGAGGCUGAAACACGUGCUGAGUUUGCAGAAAGAUCCGUCGCCAAACUCGAAAAGACUAUCGAUGAUUUAGAAGAAAAACUGGCCCACGCUAAGGAGGAGAACAUAGGGAUACACCAGGUGCUGGAUCAGACCAUGCAGGAGCUUAACAAUUUAUAGAGUGUCAUCUCUCCCAAAGAAAGAAAGGUGGGGAGGUGACCAAGAGCAAAGCUUUAUUACAGGGCCCGACGUGCACCGAAACGCCAUCAUGGAGUCAUCACACCUCCUGGGAGGAUGGAUCUUACGAAAAGGGAACUCCAUGUCAGAUCUGUAUGUCUAGUUGAGGGUAGGCGAUAGAUAUGUGUUCUGUGUUUUUGAAUAUGGCUGCACCAGUCUCAGCGUUUUAACAUAGGUAGCAUUGAAACUUUCGCUCUCGCGACCUUCCCUGUCAUUUUCCCCGCACAGAAAUCACAUCCCCCGACAAAGUCUGUCUAAUGAAUUAAUCUUUUGCCUGAAUCACAUUCAUGUUAUAACAAGCUUCGUCGAAUGAAGUCUUUUUAAAAGUUUGUAGCCUGUAUUGAAAAAUCUUCUGUCUUCUGUUAACGAAACGUUUAUUUUCAUGGACUGUUUUAUCUGUGACCUUGAUCGGCGGUGUCACAGUGAGCUCCUGCGUGGAUGGAGUAUAGCAACGGACUCUUAGCUGGUGAUAGGAUACCAUCCGCAGACAGCAGAAUGGAGGGGAGAUACAGCCGUAUUUGAUUAUUCAGAAUUAUUAUUAAAAGUGCUGUGUUGCCAAGACUUCAGAGCUUGUUGUAAGUUUAGAAAGGUCACCUUGAGAGACGGGCAUAAUGUUUUGUAAUCACGACCACGAUUUCUCUGGCCGUUUUUUUUGUACUUAAUUUUUAUGAAAUUAACAUUGAAAGUUAUUGUAUUUGAGAAGAUCGGUGAAUUUUAAUUCUGAGAAAUCUUACAAAUUCCUUGUGGUCAUAUUUUGGUUGUUGUAAUUUGAGAACAUUUAAUUUGAUUUUUUUUUUUUGCUAAUAUAUACUGUACGUAAUUUUCCAAAGGCCUGUCUUUGACUGCUGUACUAAUUGGCAGUGUAGGUUUCUGUAACACUGAAAAAAAUGUAUCAUUGAUCAGGAAUGUGUUGCAGUUUUAAAUCCAAAGUCUGAAGUUGCUCUUCUCCAAAAUUAAAUUUUCCCUAUGUAUGUAUCCUAUGCAAUUGGCUCUGUAUGUUUCCUGUUUAAGAUUAUUAAAAGACUGACAAAA
Molecule: messenger RNA, 2177 nt
Organism: Brienomyrus brachyistius
Lineage: Eukaryota; Metazoa; Chordata; Actinopteri; Osteoglossiformes; Mormyridae
Gene: tpm2
Product: tropomyosin 2 (beta)
Exons: 8
Coding region: 342-1088 (248 amino acids)
Biological process (GO): muscle contraction; actin filament organization
Cellular component (GO): actin filament
Molecular function (GO): actin filament binding
Source: RefSeq, a predicted model, not a curated record